Messenger RNA from Priapulus caudatus, 1505 nucleotides. RefSeq names its product syntaxin-17-like. Bases 279 to 1409 code for a protein of 376 amino acids. Gene Ontology annotation, cellular component: membrane. Lineage: Eukaryota; Metazoa; Priapulida; Priapulimorpha; Priapulimorphida; Priapulidae. Gene Ontology annotation, molecular function: transmembrane receptor protein serine/threonine kinase activity. The transcript is spliced from 12 exons. The record is from RefSeq and is a predicted model, not a curated record.
GCCCGAGAAACGAUGCAAAUCCUGCAGGAGAUUUCCUCUCUACUCGGCACGGGACUGGACAAGGAAACCCUGGCGCUGUGCGUGCAGCUGUGUGAGGCAGGAGUGAAUCCAGAAGCUCUAGCAGUCGUCAUACAGGAGCUGAGACGCGAGGCAGCCAACAUCAAGGAAUCUUCACAAUCCGAAGGACAGAAGUCUGAUGAACGUCUGUAAUAUAUACCGAAAAUAUCUGCCUGCAAAUAUAUAACAGUGUCGUCCCGAUCAUCCCGUGUGACACUAUCAUGAGGAGACGGUUGACGGUCACCGAGUGCGAGCCGCAGGACGUCAGCAAACAGCCGCUAAGACGUCUAGAGGUGCCCUUGAACCGAUUCACGAAAGUCGCAAUACCCCUGCACUUGGAGAUUUUGGAAAAACACAAAGCUAACAUACACAGGUUUGCCGAGUUGCGCCAGUGGGACAGGGUUCACCGGGAACAAGUGAACGCCGCGCGAACGGUGCAGCAGCUGAAGUCAGACAUACUGGAGAUCGACUUGGUGAGGUGCCAGGUCAGGGACGAAGAUGUUGUGGAAUUCGACAGGCGUUUGGAGCCGAUUAAAACACGCGCGAUCGAAGCCGUCGUAGAAUUGAUCAGCUUGCAGCAUGGCGAUCGCGGAUAUGAGAUACCCCGCCUGUCAGAUAGCGCGCUCUGCGAAGAGAGCGAAGCGGAGAAUGAGUCGGCGGCCAGUGAGAGACUACAGCUUCUCGAAGCCGUCGAGAUAUCGCUGGAGGAGAAGCGACAGGUGCUGCAGUCGUGGGAGAACCUCAAACAGGACCUUGAUGACCUAAACGCGAUGAUGGCGGAGUUAUCUGCGGCGGUGCGGCAGCAGGGAGAGGCCGUGGAUCGCAUAGAGGAUCACGUCUCUGUCGCAGAUGCCAACGUGGAGGAGGGCACGAGGAUUCUCGCAGCGGCGGCGAAGAUGAAGAUGAUGCGCUUCCGUUUGCCGGGGCCGUCGUCGGGGCGUCAUCCCCGGCCCGAUCGUCUCCUGACGGGCUCAAGAUUGCCGCUUGGCGGCCGCCCUCAGCGGGUCCGUGUUCGAUGCUUCAACAAGAAGGACAUGUUUCCGCCGGGAAACCCGAUCCGCUGCCAGGUGAACGAGAAGAUGCGGUCGGUGAACGUUGUGCAGUGCUGCACCGACACCGACUACUGCAACCGGGGGCUGCAGCCUGUGCUGUCGCCGCCCACGACCACGCAAGAUCCGGACGAGCAGGCGUCCGGUAUGAACCAGAGCCUGAGUCGAUGGCACCUCACUGCCAUCAUCUCUGUGCCGAUAUGCCUCGCCUGCUUCGGCGUCUGCGGCAUCGUCUGCCUCUACCAGAUAUACCAGCGCAACCGCGCGCCCUCGAGACAGCCGUGCGCACAAGUACGACGGUGACCACAGCAUGUAGAGCAGCGGCGAACCCGAUGCUGGGACCAGCGACGAGAUCCAUCAGAAGACAUGAUCAUGACUGAGACGACGAUGUGGGUCAGG